UUAAAACCCUGUUCCGUACAUAUUUUGUCUUCCUCACCGUAAUACAACUUCGUUUUACAGAUUGCCUUGCAUCAAUCCUAAAUAUCUCUGUCUAGCCCUAGAAUUUUGCUGCAAUCUCCCUAAAGCUGGGCACUGAAUCUCUUCAUCAGCUCAUUAAGUUCCCAACUAUUCUUAAAUUGAGUUGGAAAUUCAGCUGUUAAGUGUAGGUUUCACCUGUCUCAUCGAUGGCCGCGAGUGCUAAUAAUCCUUCAGGCGCUCAGAGAGAUGGCAACACCAACAAUAAUAAUAACGGCAACAGCAACAGCAACAGAAACGGCACUGCGCCGGAAAAUACCAGCGGAAGCGGCGUGUCAGCCCAAACCUCACUCCGCCAUAACCCGGGCAUAUCGCUUGAUUGGACGCCAGAGGAACAAUCGACGCUAGAAGAUUUACUUACCAAAUAUGCCUCUGAACCCAACAUUAUUCGGUAUGCCAAGAUUGCUCAGGCAUUAAAAGAUAAGACAGUCCGUGAUAUUGCAUUGCGUUGCAGAUGGAUGAAUAAAAAGGAAAACGGCAAGAGAAGAAAAGAUGAUAACAAUUUGAGGAGAAGUAAAGACAAAAAGGAAAAAGCAAUAGAUUCAUUGCCAAAAUCUUCUCAAGUAGCAAGCCACACAAAUGGCCUGCCAUAUGUUCAGCCGAUAUUGACUGAAAGUGAUGAUGGAAUUUCAUAUACUGCUAUUGGUGGAGUCACUGGACAGCUUCUUGAGCAAAGUGCUAAUGCCUUGGAUCAAAUUUCUGCCAAUUUUUCUGCUUUUAAGAAUUUUUCCUACAGGUCCAUGAGAACAUCAACCUCUUCUGUCAAGCUCGGACAAAUAUCCUUUCAAUCUUAAAUGACUUCAAUGACUUGCCAGAAAUAAUGAAGCAGAUGCCACCACUUCCUGUCAAGCUGAACGUAGAUCUGGCCAACUCCAUUCUUCCUCAAGCACCCAUGGUCAAUAACUCUUGAGAUGCUUCCGUGUUCUUACUGCUGAUUCUGAUUCUCCGAAGUUAUGGUGCCCUGUGAAAUAUUUAUAAGAACAACAAAAAUUCUGCCAGUCAACUCUGUUCUAGAUGGAAGUCCCCAGGUUUUCAUUCUUUAGAGCCUAGUGAUUGUCGCUGUGACUAGUCAUUUGUAGUUGAAUUUUUCUUUUUCGCCUUGAUUUUCUUCCGUCUAUCUGAAGUUACACGCACUGUGAAUAUUUCUAGUAAAAGAAAUAGUUAUGGAAGUCCCAGGUGUUCGUGCAAUCACCAGAGUGUAGUUGUAACUUGUCAUUUGUGGAUUUUCCUUUUCGGCUUCCUCUUUGUUUAGAGAUAUAGUCGUUGUUAUAGUGUACUAUAGAACUCUUUUUUAGCUUUGUAAAUAACUGUGGGAUAAGUUAAUGAAAUAUGUUCUCUUCAUUUGAA
Salvia hispanica is the source of this 1422-nucleotide messenger RNA. The record is from RefSeq and is a predicted model, not a curated record. Lineage: Eukaryota; Viridiplantae; Streptophyta; Magnoliopsida; Lamiales; Lamiaceae.